GGCGAUAUUGGAAAGAAAAAAAAAACGUUUGACAGCUCAGGCAGCUAACCAGUAAGCAGAGGGAGAGCUUCCUGCAUAUAGUUUUGUUAUUUGGGUUGUUGGCCUGUUCUUGCCCUUCUGCCGAUUUCAGUCCCAUCAUGACAUCCACCAUAGACGAAAGUAAUAAAGAAAAGAUGCGCUCUGUGUCUGUGGAUCUAAACCAUGAUGCCUCUCUUCUCAUUGACAUUCCUGAUGCACUCUGUGAAAGGGACAAAGUGAAGUUUACUGUCCAUACAAAGACCACACUUAGCUCUUUCCAGAAGCCAGACUUCUCCGUUCCCAGGCAACAUGAAGAUUUCAUCUGGCUACAUGACACUCUGGUUGAGACAGAGGACUAUGCCGGCCUAAUAAUUCCUCCAGCGCCCCCAAAGCCUGACUUUGAGAGCCCAAGAGAGAAGAUGCACAAACUGGGGGAAGGUGAAGCCACUAUGACCAAGGAGGAGUACACUAAAAUGAAGCAAGAGCUGGAGGCUGAGUACCUGGCUGUGUUCAAGAAAACUGUCCAAGUGCAUGAAGUCUUCCUGCAGAGAUUGUCCUCUCACCCCAAUUUAAGCAAAGACAGAAACUUCCAGAUUUUCUUAGAGUAUGACCAGGAUCUCACUGUGAGAAGAAAGAACGCCAAGGAAAUGUUUGGAGGAUUCUUUAAAAACAUGGUGAAGUCCGCUGAUGAGGUCCUUAUCUCAGGAAUAAAGGAAGUGGAUGACUUUUUUGAGCAGGAGAAGACAUUCCUGCUUGACUACUACAGCAAGAUAAAAGAUUCCACUGCCAAAGCAGAGAAGAUGACUCGCUCACACAAAAAUAUUGCGGAUGAUUACAUUCACAUCUCUGCCACUCUGAACAGCCUCUCUGCUGAUGAUAGCACAGCAAAUAAAAAGCAUCUGGAGAAGUUGUCUGACCUGUUUGAGAAGCUCAGAAAAGUGGAGGGAAGAGUAGCGUCUGACCAGGAGCUGAAACUCACAGAGUUGCUAAGAUAUUACAUGAGAGACAUUCAGGCUGCCAAGGACCUUCUGUACAGGCGAGCCCGGGCUUUAGUUGACUACGAGAACUCUAACAAGGCUUUGGAUAAAGCUCGUCUGAAGAGCAAGGACGUUCCCCAGGCAGAGGAGCACCAGCAGCAGUGCCUGCAGAAAUUUGACAAGCUCUCAGAGUCUGGGAAGAAAGAACUCACCAGUUUCAAGGGAAGGCGUGUUGUGGCCUUCAGGAAGAACCUCAUAGAGAUGGCUGAGCUGGAGAUAAAACAUGCCAAGAACAAUGUGUCUCUAUUGCAGGGAUGUAUUGACCUGCUCAAGAGCAUCUGACAAGUAUUCAAGUCUUUCUGUUUUACAAUCACCAAGUGACCCGUCACACGAAAAAUGGAAACCUGGCUUCCCUGGGACCUUGCAUGAACAUGAAUCCAAGCCCUAUCUCUGCUCCCAUGGGUCUGCUGCCACUUUGAAACCCUGCACGAGACCAAGUGUCUUGUAAGCAGAAUGUCUUCAUGUUUACAGAGUCCCCGUCCUCUGGUCCGUGGUCCAUCCUUUUCCAUUAUUUAUGGAAGUCUAACCCGAUGUGAAUGCCUCCAGAGAAUUAGGCUGCCAACAUUCAGGUCUUCCAUUCUUUGCAGCACCAAUAGAGGUGAUUAUCUUUUAUUUUCCUAAUUUCUUGAUUUUUCAAUUUUUACAUUAUGCACAUAUUACAAAUCUUGCCUUUAUGAUCAUAUUUUUGCCUCCAUACAUUCUGACUCUAAGCUCUUCUCUCAUCUACACUUUAAAUACUUUUAAUGUUUUUUUUUUUCUUCUUCUUCUCAUAACCUAAUCUUUAUGAUUCAAAUACUUAUUCAGUUGGGGCUUUUUUGUUUGCUAAUGGAACAGUUUUACAGAAGCAAAACUAGUGCCUGAAAAAAAAACAUCCUCAUGCUCUUCAUUCCUGGCAUUAGAGUUCUACCAAACCAACCUUUAGUAAGGUAAACUUAUGACUGACUUAUAAGACAAGACAGAUCAUCUGCUAGUGUUCUGAAAUAGCUGCACUUCACCUCAGAUGUUGACCGUUGGAUCGGUCCCCACAUUUUUCUUUGUAAGAAGUAACCUCAGAUCCCACAGUUAUCAAAGAUGCACAUCAGUUACGCAAGAUUUAAUGAAGAGAUUGGUGAGGAGAAUAAGUCAAACCGUAAGCUAUUUGAGCAUCUAGCAUUUUGUCUGCAUUUUGCUUUUAUUUGCAAUAUCCCUGCACUACAUGUAUCAUGUUCUCAACAGCUUCUUCCCCCUAACCAACUCUGCCUAUUGACUUUUCAGUGUGUAAAUGUUGUUGUGUUUCCUUAUUUAGCCCUAAAUUCCUCUUUGCAAUUGAUGGUGUGUGUAUCAGACCUGAUAUAUUUACCAGAUCCUCUAAACAUUUUUGUUUAUUUAAAGUAGUUAUAAAAAAGAUGCACUAUUAAGAAUAUGGAAAAUAAUUUACAAUCAUGACCAGGCUCAGUGGAGUGUUAAAAAUGCAUUAUAGUUUUUUAAGAAAUUGAAUGUAUUUCUGAUGGAUUCCACCUGUGUGAAUUCCUUUACAUUAUGCUUUUCUUACAGAACAUUAGCAUUUUUAUAAAUUUGUAAUAAUGGCAUUGAAUAAAUCCUACUUUCCCAUGA
Messenger RNA from Perca fluviatilis (European perch), 2648 nucleotides. It is a transcript of the gene snx5, whose product is annotated as sorting nexin 5. Gene Ontology annotation, cellular component: endosome. Lineage: Eukaryota; Metazoa; Chordata; Actinopteri; Perciformes; Percidae. Gene Ontology annotation, molecular function: dynactin binding; phosphatidylinositol binding. Gene Ontology annotation, biological process: pinocytosis. The transcript has 13 exons. The record is from RefSeq and is a predicted model, not a curated record. The coding region runs from base 138 to 1337 and encodes 399 amino acids.